GCAGCAGUGUGUUGGGGUGCACUGUGAACUCCAUCAGUCCUGAUAUAAGCUGCAUCAGAUGUAUAAGAAAUGGCCCGCCUCUUCUCUCCUCUUGUCUGCAGCUCUGUUUGCGAGUCAUUGCUGCGACACAAUCUCACACAAUGAGGAACUUGAUCUUGAUAACAGCUUCACUUCUCUGCAGCCUUUGCUGCAUCUGUGUCUCAGAGACCGUGGAGGUCCAGCCUGGUGAGACCGCCACACUGCUGUGCUCCAACCUUUCCACUGUUCCCUCUCAGAUACAGUGGUUCACAUUUGUCAAUGGAAGCCAGCCACGCUGCAUCUCCCACAUGUUUGAGUCUCAUGAACCUGCAAGAUUCUGCAGCGGAUUUCUAAAAGGAAAAUUUGAAAUGACAUCAGACAUGUCUACUAUCUUCCUCCACAUCAAACAAGUGGAUUUAUCUGACUCUGGACUGUAUUUCUGUGGAUCUCAUGUGAGUGGAAAUCCAGUGAUUUACAAUGCAACAUUCUUAGAGGUACAAGAAGCGUGGGUUGGAAUGAUGAAGCUGACUAGUCCAGUCCUGGUUGGUCUGGUUGUUGGCCUCGUAAUGAUCAUCAUUUGUCUGGCUGUUCAAAAAAGAAAGCUUCAGAAGGCUCGUACUGAAGAACAGAACCCACGACAUGACGAGAAUCCGGGCUCAGAUGACCUGAACCAUGGAGCUGUGACCUUUCAUCCAAGAGCAGAGAGAAAUCAUAGGCCUGCCCCAGAGAGGGAAGUGGAGUCAUAUGCUAUUUAUUCAGCCAUCAGAUAUAUUUAGAGAGCACCUGGAUCUGCAGCUAAAAUAGGAGCUGAUGCUGUAUGACCAAUACACUGCUGUGUUUUAAUGUGGUUGCUCAGAUUAGCAUCACUUGAUAGUCCAAGUUAUUACAGAGCAUUAUGUAAAAAGUCAAGUUUUCAAAGUCUGGCUUAUUUUAGUUUCUUGUUGGCUUCUGUGUUUUUCUUGUGUCACACUUCAUCCCCAACAUAAUAAAAUAUAUCUGAUCAAUA
Notolabrus celidotus (New Zealand spotty) is the source of this 1024-nucleotide messenger RNA. RefSeq lists its product as uncharacterized. The record is from RefSeq and is a predicted model, not a curated record. NCBI's taxonomy places the organism in Eukaryota, Metazoa, Chordata, Actinopteri, Labriformes, Labridae. The coding region runs from base 141 to 794 and encodes 217 amino acids. The transcript is spliced from 6 exons. Gene Ontology annotation, biological process: response to bacterium.